This is a messenger RNA of Teleopsis dalmanni, 583 nucleotides long. It is a transcript of the gene RpL31, whose product is annotated as 60S ribosomal protein L31. Gene Ontology annotation, cellular component: cytosolic large ribosomal subunit; ribosome. NCBI's taxonomy places the organism in Eukaryota, Metazoa, Arthropoda, Insecta, Diptera, Diopsidae. Gene Ontology annotation, biological process: cytoplasmic translation. Gene Ontology annotation, molecular function: structural constituent of ribosome. The transcript is spliced from 3 exons. The record is from RefSeq and is a predicted model, not a curated record. The coding region runs from base 145 to 519 and encodes 124 amino acids.
CACAUAGAUGGCGCCUUAAGUUUGUUAAGAAAAUGAUACGAAGAUGGCGUAAAUAUUUGACAGCUCACGUCAACCUCUUUUACGUCAGGCUUUCAUUUCCGAUAGGAUAUUGAAUAGCAGAACUGCAAUUGAAAAUUAAAGAAAAUGGCCAAAACAAAGGGAGAAAAACGUAAUAAGUCUGCUAUCAAUGAGGUAGUGACCCGCGAAUGUACAAUUCACUUGGCAAAGCGUGUCCACAAUAUUGGCUUCAAAAAGAGGGCACCACGCGCCAUUAAGGAAAUUCGUAAAUUUGCUGAAAAAGAAAUGGGCACAACUGAUGUCAGAAUUGAUACUCGCCUAAACAAGCACAUUUGGUCCAAGGGUAUUCGCUCUACACCAUUCCGUGUACGUGUACGUUUGGCCCGCAGGAGAAACGACGAUGAGGAUUCACCUAACAAAUUGUACACCUUGGUAACAUAUGUACCAGUUGCUUCAUUCAAAACUCUGCAAACUGAAAAUGUUGAAUCCAGCGAUGAUUAAACAUCGUGAAUGUUUAGGAUUUAAUUAAUUUUUAAUAAAAAUUACACUUUAAUUGGAAAGUAAA